ACCCCGCAGAAGAGAAAUUUAAAAAUGGCCGCUAAGUCUGCUAGUGAUCUUGCUGCUGAGCCCCCUGUCACCGUUCGAAGCGUUUUCGAGCGUCCACGGUACGACAAAGUGAUGGACCCGUACGAAUACAGCAUGAAAUGGUUGAAGGCCCAGGGCGGCAACCUACGUGGUUUCGUGGAUGGGAAACUGCUGGUAGCGGACAAAGACAAUGCCCACCUCGUUGCUGUCAAAAGCCCCGCUACCAAUGCCAAGCUGGCCCGUGUGGCGGGCAUGGACGAGGCACUCUACCGCCGGACCCUGGAAUCGUCGACAGCUGCACAGGUGGCCUGGGCAAGGAUGGACCCAUACACGCGCUGCACGCACCUGCACAACCUGGCCCGAAGUGUGCAGAAGCAUCUCACGAGCUUUGGCGAGAUGGAGAGCCUACAAUCGGGCAAGCUCAUACCCUUCUGCAUGGAGGAGGCAUCGCAGAUGGUGCGAUACCUGUACCACUACGCGGGUGUUGCCAUGACUCUCAACGAGCGCUUCCCGGAAUCUACACCGAAGGGUGUUGUCGUGGUGCUGUUGGAGGAUGUCCGUGCAACGUGCCCCGUGUCGGCGUGGCGGAUUGGCGAGAUCUUGGCUGCUGGCAACUCGCUGCUCAUCAUUGCCAAGAGUGAAUUCUGCCUCGCGCCGAUGCACUUCGCCGAGAUUGGUGCCGCUGGGGGGCUUCCUCCGGGACUGGUCAAUGUGCUGGUCGGACCAUUCCAGGGAGUCCUCGGGAUGGAUGACAUCGGGCACGUGCACGCGGUGGCUUCGCAGAGCCGCUGCCGAGAGCUUCGCCAAGUCUUAGCGUUGAAGCCCACAACGUCCUUCUCCAGCUACUGGGGCUGUGGCCGGGCAGUGGCUGUGGUGCUAGAGGGCGCCGACUUGCACUCAGCGGCUGCCGGCAUUGGCCAGUCUUUUGCCAACAGCAGCGGAAGGGGAGAGGCGUGUGGAGUGCAAGUGUUUGUCCAGGAGUGCGUGUAUGCCAAGUUCAUGCUUCUGCUGAGGAAGGAGCUACAUUCUCUCCGCAUGGGCUUGGCGAACGACCGAACCAGCGACAUGAGCGUGGUCUUUGCCCAGCCUGCGCCUCCGCCGCCCAAGAUCGCCUACGCGGAGCUGCCCGAUGCCGAGCUUCUUUCUGAAGGUCCUUACCAUGACAAGCACCCUUGCCCUCCAAGGCCAGCGCUGUUUGCGGAUGUGACACCAUCGUCCCCAGUUGUGCUCGACUCGGUUGGCUGGCCUCUGGUGUUGGUGACUAAAUUCCGCACGGCUAAGGAGUCGGUGACACUGGUGAACAGCGCGCUGCAUCACUCGGAAGUUAGUGUGUGGACGGAGAGGCUGCCCGCUGCCUUGGAGCUUGCCGCUGCCUACAAGGCGACGACCGUCUUUGUCAACGGGCAGGGACUCCGCGAUGCCUCCGUGGAGUUUGGGUCGCGUGCCGCCGUGGCCUGCGGGGAGCGGGGCCUGCUGACGUUUGUCAAGACACCUGGGAGCUCAGUUGAACUGUCAUCUCGUGCCAGCGUUGACUUCGACCCAGAGAAAUACGGAACUAAGGUGGAGAACGUGCCCCAGGGACUCUCUGGCAAGAUAGGUGAAUCGCAAGGGGACGGGUUUUCGACGCUCACGACGUACAAGUUGUUCGUCGGUGGUCAGCAGGCUCGCCCAGCUUCCAACGCCUCCAACCCCGCAAUUAGUCACGAUGGUCGGACGGUGGGCUACUUUCCCGAGGCGGGCCGCAAGGACGUCAGAAAUGCGGUGGAAGCGGCGCUUGCAGGCUUCAAGACGUGGUCGUCCCGGUCGGCGCAUAAUCGAGCCCAGGUGCUGUUCUACCUAGCAGAGAACCUGAAAAUGCGGGCAACCGAAAUGGCCGGCGUGUUACGCGAAAUGAAUGGCCAGACUGAUGCAGAGUGCAGGGCCGAAGUCGAUGCAUGCGUUCGUCGGCUGUUCUACUGGGCCUCCAUGUGCGACAAGGACGCCGGCUCUGUCCGAACCGUAACUAAAAGUUGGUCUGAUAGUCUUGAAGCCAGGCUGGCGGCCGGCGCCUUCGGGUCGGCCGCUCUGAAUGGUGUACUGCUGAGGUUGGCUGCUGCACUACCCCAGAAGAUGGCGACUUCGUCCCAGAAGGCGGCUGCAGCACAGGAGACUGCACUACGCCAGGAGACAGCGGCUGCGGCACAGCAGGUUGCAUUACGCCAGGGGACUGCGGCUGCGGCACGGCAGGUUGCAGUACGCCAGCAGGUGGCGGAUCCGAUACGGCAGGUUGUAGCCCGGCAAGCUGUGGCACCGGAACUGGAAACUGCGGCACAGGGCUGUUUUCAGGUUCAAGAGGUGCUCUUCUGUAGUCUUCCCAAAGACGAUCACAUCGUCAAUGUAGAACAACACACCAGGGCAACGGUCAAGGAUUACUGCCAUCAUCUUCUGAAAUGCCGCUGGGGCAGAAGCUAA
Molecule: messenger RNA, 2469 nt
Organism: Rhipicephalus sanguineus (brown dog tick)
Lineage: Eukaryota; Metazoa; Arthropoda; Arachnida; Ixodida; Ixodidae
Product: aldehyde dehydrogenase family 16 member A1-like
Exons: 13
Coding region: 25-2469 (814 amino acids)
Molecular function (GO): oxidoreductase activity, acting on the aldehyde or oxo group of donors, NAD or NADP as acceptor
Source: RefSeq, a predicted model, not a curated record